Molecule: messenger RNA, 2776 nt
Organism: Salvelinus fontinalis (brook trout)
Lineage: Eukaryota; Metazoa; Chordata; Actinopteri; Salmoniformes; Salmonidae
Product: hydroxycarboxylic acid receptor 2-like
Exons: 1
Coding region: 1322-2401 (359 amino acids)
Biological process (GO): G protein-coupled receptor signaling pathway
Cellular component (GO): membrane
Molecular function (GO): G protein-coupled receptor activity
Source: RefSeq, a predicted model, not a curated record
CAUUUAAUGAGACCCAUUUAAGGUAUUUAUAGUCUGUGGGAAAGGGACAGGGCCAAUGGAACACAAUGACAUGCUGGGAAAUAUGUAUUAUGGGGAUAUUAUUUAGGAAAUUGGGCUGCACAUAUUCGGGUGGAUAAAAUUUUCUGAAAGGAUUUGAAAUCACAUCUACCAGGAUCUAUUUGUCUAACUAUUGGAUAAGGCUCACUGGCAUCUCAUGAUGCAAAAGAUGGAUGGUGUUUCCCUCAAACCAGCAAAUCUCCUAGCACAAUGAUAAAGAAUAGAUAAGAGUCAAGGUAUGAGAUUACCUCCCUUUCAAACUGCUUCACUAGGUACAUUUUCUUCCAAUUUGUGCCUACUGAACCAGACCAGGUGUUGUGACCUUUAAGUUAACUGUAUUCUGGGAACCCUUGGGGUCCCUUAUAUACCCACGAGUAUGAUCUUUCCACCAGCAUAAUAGUUUUAUUAUGACCCCUGUCGGUAGGUUCCUUGUUCCUUGUCAAUCAUAGGCUUAUUGGAGAAAUCAGCAGUCAGACUAUCUUCUUUAAAUACAUCAAACCUUUAUUAAUGCAAUUGCAGAGAGAAGUUAACAAUGGAAGCACAGCAUGCAUCUUUCAGAGUAAGUUCUGCAACCAACGAAAGGGUGCAGCUGAUUAUGUGCAGCAAUAAGCUGAGGUAACCUAGUACAGUAGCUUCUCUGAAUUCAUUAGCAUUGACCACUCACACAAGAUCAAAAUGUCAAGACCAUACAGUUGUUACUUCUCUUUAUCUAGUUUCGAUCUGACUUACACCCAGCCUGCAGGCACAGUUGCUACGGCUUAACCGCAAAGAUGAAAAUAGAUAGCUUGUGCAAAGUAUAGGCACACUUGUUAGGGCUUAAUUGCAAAGAUGAAAAUAGAUAGCUUGUGCAAAGUAUAGGCACACUUGCUAGGGCUUAAUUGCAAAGAUGAAAAUAGAUAGCUUGUGCAAAGUACAGUGUCAGAGUUCAGACACAUAGCAACAGUAUAAUAGUGAGGAAAGCAUAUGAAUCUUAAAGUCCCCUUGAUAAUGGGGAGGGUCUUUUGGACCCUACACCCCAUAACCCCUGGGCUGUUGGUGUACACACUCAGAGCCAUCUGCCUAUAGAACUCCAUAAGAGAUAACACUACACCCACACACUCUCCACAUUGUUGGCACCGGAAGAUCGUUUGCAUGACCGCAAGCAAUAAAAUCCCCAGUCAAAUGCAGGAGGUGCCUAGACAACCCUAUCUAUAUUGACUAUUUUCAGAGAGGAGCAAAGCAGCACACAGACGAUCUCUCCAGUUAAAAGCGUAUAGUUUGACCCAUGGCAAACUUCACUACUACGGAAGAUGAGUGCUGCGCCUUUGAGUCUCCCAUCCUGGACCAUGUCCUGCCUCCCAUCCUGGUGCUGGAGUUCAUGUUUGGGCUGAUGGGGAAUGUUGUGGCUCUGUGGAUGUUUAUUUUCCACAUGGACACCUGGAAGCCCAACUCUGUCUACCUCACACACCUGGCCGUUGCCGACUCCAUCGUCCUGUUCUGCCUUCCAUUCAGAGCCGACUACUACCGACGCGGCAAGCACUGGAUCCAUGGUGAUGUCAUGUGCCGGAUUAUGCUGUUCAUGUUGUCGGCCAACCGCAGCGCUGGCAUCUUCUUCCUCACUGCAGUGGCUGUCGACCGUUACCUCAAGAUCGUUCACCCCAGGAACAAGAUCAACCGGAUGGGCCUGAACUAUGCUCUGUGGGUGUCUUUGGGCCUGUGGGGGCUGAUCAUCGCUGCAACCGGGUACCUGCUGGCCAACGAACACUUCUUCUACCGCAACAACCAGACACAGUGCGAGAGCUUCAACAUCUGCAUGGGCUUCAGCCCGCUGUCUACGUGGCACAACACCUUAUACGUGAUCCAGUUCUUCUUGCCCACCGCCAUUGUCACCUUCUGCACCUUCUGCAUCACCUGGCAGCUGAAGAACAAGACGAUUGACACCGGGGGGAAGAUCAAACGUGCGGUGCAGUUCGUCAUGGCCGUGGCACUCAUCUUCAUCAUUUGCUUCUUCCCCAGCACAGUGUCUCGGAUUGCUGUGUGGAUCCUCAAGGCCUGGUACAACGAGUGCCAGUAUUUCAAAGAGGCCAGUUUGGCGUUCUACACCUCUGUGUGUUUCACCUACUUCAACAGUGUGCUGAACCCCAUCGUGUACUACUUCUCCAGCUCUGCCUUCAGUGGGACCUUCCAGAAGCUGUUCAACAGACUGCUGGGGAGGAAAGAGGAGGUACAGCCACACUUGCCUGAGACUGGGACCGAGACCAGCAGUGCAAAUACAGUGUCAGGGAGGAGUAGUAACUUCCAAUCAAUGGUCCAGGGUGAGGGCCUGUACUCGCAAAGUGUCUCAGACUUAUUCAUUGUGAUCUAAAAUACAAAACUUAUCCUAGAUCAGCACUCCUAGGCCUACUCUGAGAAGCUUUUAUGAAAAGGUACCCAGGAGAACAAAAUAUCUGACUUUGUGUGAUUUUUCUUCUUCUACUCUAGUGGAAUAUGGUGUGUUCUAAAGAAUAUUAACCAGAUGUGAAGGAAGCUAAGGAGGGUGGAGAUAGUUGAUAUGAUUUUUAACAUUUUUAUGUUAUGUAGAAGUUCUAUAGCUAAAAAUAGAAAUUCAUUAAUAGGUUUGCUCAAUUAAGAAUUUGUUUGCAGUAUAACAGUGGAAUCUUUAAUGUAAUAUUUCAUAUUUACAAUACUUUGUCUUUGAGUUUUAUGUAUUUGCUGGUGAUUAAAGUAAAUUCAUUGUGAA